GCUACUGCCGCCGCCAUGCCUCGCCCGGGGCUGAGGGAAAAGGGCGGGGAAGCCGCGGGUUCCGCUUCCGGGCCGGCAUUUUCCCUGCGUCCGAGGCGGGAAAUGGCGGCUGGCACGGCAACGCCGUUGUUGCCGCCGCCGCCGCCGCCACCGCCGGGGGAGGCGGGCGCGGGGCCGCCGCUCAGCCCGGCCACCGCUGCUGCUACUGCCGCCGCUGCUGCCGGCGGCGCCCAGCGGGACCCGCGGGUGCGGUGCUGCUCCCGUCGCGGCCUGGGCGAGGUGAUGGCGCUCUGCGCGCCCUUCGUGCGGGCCCUGGCCCAGGGGCAGCUGGGUGGAGCCGCCGCGGGGGACGCGCUCUGGAACUUCGAAACAGCAGUGCGGGAGAACGUUACCAUUAAUGGGCAGCCCUGGGAGGAGAAUUCGGAUCUCUCCGAGCUCCAGAGCGGUUCCAACAUCAAAAUUCUCGAAGAUCAAUUUGAUGAACUCAUAGUAGAGACAGCAACAAAGCGUAAGCAGUGGCCUAAAAAGAUACUGAUGCAUGCUAUCCAAACCAUGAAAGCAGAGCAAGAGAUGUUGAAGCUCUACCAGCCUUUUGUAACACCAGAAGAGAUAACAUCACAGCCUUCUCAAGAUGCUUACAUCGCAGAUCUGAAGCAGGUGACAGAAAUGACAUCCAAACAGAUCAGUGGAGUAAUGAAGUCUCUCCCAGCGCUAAUAGAAAGAGCAGAAGGUUUUUCCCAAGCGUUAACUUGGCAACCAACCUUGGAACUCUGCAAGCUGCGGCAAGAAGUCUUUGCUGGUUGCAAGGCAAAGAAGGAAAAUAAUGUCCAAAAUUUCAUACCACCAGGAGAAGUCACACCAACAGAUGCUGAUACCAGUAAAAAUCCUUGUGUUAUGCUAAAAAGAAAAAAAGCUGCAGAUUCACCAGAAAGAAGGCGCUACCCACUUCGACGGAGGAAGAUUGCUCUCAGCGCAUGAAUUUCUCAUUUAGUAUUUUCAGAUUGGAAUCUCAGUUGUACUCCUGUUCAGUGUGCUCAGCCUUUUUUCUUAAGACUUUGUCUGAUCUCUGAUUCAGUGCUAUGCGUGGGAGUUUCCUUAUUUAGUAAAUUGAUCCUUUUAAAUAUUUAUAUUUUUACUGUCACACUGAUGGCAUAUGAAAGCCAUACCAGUAGUAUCCAAUAUCCAGCAAGUAUAUUUGCCAAUUAACUCUUUUUUUCCUCUUUUUUUACAGCAUUUAGCUUGAGUCCUCAUGCUUCAAGGAGUUUGUGCACGUGCUUUGUGUACAUGGGCAGUCGUUUAGUAAACCACUAAGUGCUCAUUUAUAUUAAGCACGUCUCUAAAGAGGUUGGAGAAUGUCUAGUUCUCCUAAUGCGCAUUCAUUUAUUACUGAGUUGGGUGGCUAUCCUUUUAAUAAAUAAAUUAAAAAGAAAUUCACACCGAAGCAUAUCAAAAACACCAGAUUUGAUACGAUGUUAACAGUUUUUAGAAAAUCCACGCACAAAUGUGACCUUGGUCCCUGCUAUUCCACCUUUCCUGAGUUUAGCUCAGCUGGGCUUAUUUACAGUCACACUUGUUUGAACUUGGAUUUUUAGUGAUUAUAUGUAUUUACUUGCAGUGUGCUCUUCCAAACAAGGAUUUGACCAUCCACAUCUUACCACCUGAUAUUUCAUUUCAUGUAAUCCAAUUAUGCAGUCUGGGGGUUUCCUAGACAAUAUUUCUACACAUUACAUGAUCUUGACUUGGGUCAUGUAUAUAUUUGUGAUGUUUGACUAAAGAUCAGUACAGGCUACCAGUAAGUGGUAUUAAGGUGAGCUAGUGUACCUUUUUUUUUCUUUAAUUUAUGCAUUAGUACCUAGAAAAUUGCACAGUAGUACUAAGUUGAGCAUUGUGCCUUAACUGCUCAUGACUUUUGCUGUUUUAUGACUGCAUGUGCUUGCAGUAAAUACUCAUGUCUAAUAUGUAAUUAUUUCUCACACAGCAGAGAAGGAAGGAUUUUUUUAGAAUUUAUUAAUGAAAUUUACGUAAGAAGAUAGGUCCAACCUAAUAAGUCUUAAAAGAAACUGAAAAUUUUUGGAAAAUGUGUGACAGAUUUUAGCAUCAUUUAUUUUGUAAAGGUGAGCAUCUGUACUAAUGCUCUGUAUAUUUAAUCGUAUGUAAAUAUUUGCUUCCUGUUGUUCUUGUAUAUACAAAUGUGUGUUUUUAUACAAAGUAAAUCAAUUAAGGAAGA
This is a messenger RNA of Phalacrocorax carbo (great cormorant), 2227 nucleotides long. The record is from RefSeq and is a predicted model, not a curated record. Lineage: Eukaryota; Metazoa; Chordata; Aves; Suliformes; Phalacrocoracidae.